Lepisosteus oculatus (spotted gar) is the source of this 1109-nucleotide messenger RNA. NCBI's taxonomy places the organism in Eukaryota, Metazoa, Chordata, Actinopteri, Semionotiformes, Lepisosteidae. The record is from RefSeq and is a predicted model, not a curated record.
UUAACCUGACUUAGCUCCCACAUGGACAUGCAGACAGUCACUGGUGGAAGGUGGAAUUCAGAAGUGGUGGCUUGUGAAUGUCACGCUCUUGCCCAAUAAAUCUGUCCCCUGUUGUUCAGUCUCUCUCUCUUGCUCUCUCUGUAGGAGAGGAGUCCUCCCGCAGGGUAGGCAGUGAUGUCACUUCCUUUACCGUUGAUGGACUUCAGGAAGACUCCGCCUACAGAGUUUCAGUCUCUGCCUUAAUUGGCUCAAGGGAAGGAAGUCCUGCCUCUCUAAAUGCCAGGACAGAGCCAGUACGGACACUGACUAAGCUGAGCACCCUGGAUGCUUCCAGCAGCAGCAUCCGCAUCGCCUGGACACCUGUCGCCAGGGCAACGGGAUACAGGAUCACCUGGAGGAAGAGAGAUGGAGUGGACAUCUCUCGUGUGGUCACUGCUGACACCACUACGUUCUCCAUCGAGAAUCUCCAGGAAGACACCCCCUACAGCAUCCGUGUCGCCGCUGUGUUUGGAAACCGGGACGGCACGGCAGCCACCAUUUCUGGACGCACAGCCAAGGAGCAGGACACGGUGGGGACAGUGACCCGGCUGCAGGUGUUGGAGUCACGCGCUAAUGUUGCCAGGGUGACCUGGGUUGGAGUGCAGGGAGCCACUUCCUACAGGAUAGUGUGGCAACGCACCGAUGGAGGCCCAGAGUCCAGCCGGGUGGUUCCAGGGGAUGUCACAGCCGUGGACCUCGAAGGUCUGGAUGAAGGUUCCAAUUACGAGGUGCGCGUCACGGCGCUGGUCCAGAACCGCGAGGGGCCGCCAGUCACCAUCAGCGUCACCACGCGUGAGUCAGAGCCGCCGCCCGCAGGAGGGGUGGGACUGCACCUGUGUGCAUGCUGACGGUAUUGCAGUAUGUUGCAAUGUGCUUGUGUCAAUGUUGUGAUGUGUGGAUGUAUUUGUUGUGAUGUGUUAUGCUGGUGGUGUUGUGUCGUGUUGUGAUGAUGUUGACAUACUGUUCUGACUCUGUGAUGCUGUCAUAUUUUGUUGAUACUGUGAAGUCUUGAGGUAGAUAUUGAUGUCAUGUUGCACAGAGGUUGUGUUUUUAUUUCAUGGUGAGUUGAU